Molecule: messenger RNA, 3215 nt
Organism: Scheffersomyces coipomensis
Lineage: Eukaryota; Fungi; Ascomycota; Pichiomycetes; Serinales; Debaryomycetaceae
Gene: VPS11
Product: tethering complex subunit
Exons: 1
Coding region: 81-3113 (1010 amino acids)
Biological process (GO): vacuole organization; organelle fusion; endosome organization
Cellular component (GO): endosome; HOPS complex
Molecular function (GO): protein-macromolecule adaptor activity; protein binding
Source: RefSeq, a predicted model, not a curated record
ACUCUAAAACUGAACCAACAGUUACCGUGUAGUGUGUAAUAAUUGUAUAUAUAGAGAGUUCAAUCAAUUGGAACAGGAUCAUGACAUCAAUACCUAGUUCGUGGAGACAACUACAGUUGUUUGAUUUCACACCUAUACGAGAUCCUAAUUUUCAAACUGAUGGUUCAUUGUAUUCAGAUUCCAGCUUGACCGCCAUUAACUCAACUACUUCAUAUUUGGUCAUAGCUAUAAGCAAUUCAUUCAUUAAGAUAAUAAAUCCAACUGAUUUCACCGUUGUGAAGACUUUUAUGGCAUAUGAUUUGGAUUACAGGAUCAGUUAUAUGAAGAAUGUCCCUAUUUCAAGUGCCAAUUCGAAUCCAAAUCUUAUAAUAACAUUGGCUGAGAAGCAAGGUUCGCCUUCAAUCAUAAAGUUAUGGAACUUAACCAAGAUAUGUAAUCUUAGUAACGUCGAAGAUGAUGCCUAUAAGUUUAAAUUCCUAACCCAAGCACAAAUCUCUAAUGGAGAUAACUCAUAUCCUAUCAGUUGCUUUCAAACUACAAGUGAUUUAACAUGUGUGGCUGUGGGAUAUACCAAUGGGAAAGUAAUCUUAAUCAGAGGCGACUUAUUAAGAGAUAGAGGUUCUAAACAACGUUUAAUAUAUGAAUCAAAUGAUCCUGUCACAGGUAUUCAAUUCAAUAAUGCUGAGGAUUUAUUAUAUGUAACAACCACAUCAAAGAUUUUAACAGUUCCAACGACAGGUAGAAAUCAAGGGAAACCAUUAAGAAUAUUGAAUAACAAAGCUGGAGUGGAUUUGAAUUGUGAUGAUGUUGAUCCAGAAACGCAAAACUUAAUAGUAGGAAGAACUGAUUCUAUUCUAUUCUAUAAUCAUAUAAAUAGGGUUCAAACUAUUAAUUUUGAAAUACCCAAAUCAAAGAUUUUCAGAUUCGCUGACAACUAUCUAUUAAUAAUAUCUCAUCAACAGGAAGAUUCAGUUAUAUCUUCCAAUAAGAAGAAGUUAAUAUCGAGAGUUUUAAUCCUUGAUUUAUUGAAUAAACAUGCAUCAUUCAAUUUAUUGAUCCCUAACAGUUUAAUAAAUCAUAUUUUCAUAAUGCAAGAAGAUAUUUACCUUCUAUCCAAUGAUGGAAUACUUUACAAAUUACAUGAGAAACCGAUUAAUCAACAGAUUGAAUUGAUCUUACAAAGAAACCUAUUCCCGGUUGCUUACACUUUGGCACAACAAUCAAAGCUUCCUAAAGAUGUUUUAUUAAGAAUCCAAAAAUUAAAUGCUGAAUAUUUGUAUGAAAAGCAAGACUAUGAUUCAGCUAUGGAUACUUUUAUGAAAUGUUUAAAUUUAUUUGAUGCUGAUUCUCAAUCAGAAGAAAUAAAUGAUUUCAUUUUGGAUAUCAUAACUAAAUUUAAAGAUUCGGGAAAUAUUCCUAAUCUUUCCAAGUUUUUGAACAAGUUGUAUACAUUAAGGCUUGCGGAUAACGACCAUAUAACGUUAUUAUUAUGUUGCUAUUGUAAGUUAAAGCUUGUUGGAGAAUUGGAUACAUUCAUCACAGAAUUAAACCUUGAUGAUAGUAACUUACAAGAGUUGAAUUUCCAAUUGAUUAUCAACUUGUUCAAAGAGUGUGGGUAUUUCAAUCAAGUUAUAAAGCUUUUGUAUAAAUUAAACCAACCUAAUCUAAUCGUUGAAAUUCAAUUACAUGAUUUAAAGAUCCCAAAGCAUGCCUUGAAAUAUAUCAAAUCAUUGCCCAUCGAUGAGUUAUUGUUAAUCUUAAUCGAUCACUCCAAAAUAUUCUUAGACUAUUGUCCUUUAGAAACAACAGAAUUAUUGAUUAAUGUAUUCACAGGACAUUACAAGCCAAGUGAGGAAAGUUUCAUACCAUUUGAAGAUCAGAAUGGAGCUGAAAUUCACGAAGAAAUAGUUGAAAAGAAAGAGGAAGAAUCAUCUGGAACCAUUAACAACUAUAGAUCAUUUUUACAUUAUCUUGCUGGAUUGUCUUUGGCAGAAGAUGUAACGGCUGAUCCAAAAGAGCUUCAAACCAACGGAGAUCCAACAUAUUUACCACCAAAGCCUAGUUUGAUCUAUCCAAGUUUUAUUAGUCGUCCAAAUGAAUUUGUCAUCUUUUUAGAAGCUUGUGUAGAAGCAUUUGAGAAAUAUCAAGGAAACUUAAAUGACAAGAAAGAUUUAUUAACUACUUUAUUGGAGAUGUAUUUAUCUUUACAUAAGACUAAAGAUGAUGAUGAUCAAUGGUUAGAGAAAGCAAAGGAAUUAAUUGGUAUCAAUUCACUGUUGUUCGAUUCAUCUUCAUUAUUGUUAAUCUCACAUAUAUAUGAUUUUAGAGAAGGAGAAACCAUGUCAAAGGAACAAGCAGGUGUGGAAGAAAGUCUUUUCAGAAGUUAUGAAAUUUCAGGUGAUGUUAACGGAUGUCUUGAAGUUGUUAAAAAGUAUGGAGAUUCCAAACCUGAUUUGUAUAAAAUGUGGUUAAAGUUUAUUAUAUCCACUCAAGAAGUGUUUCAACAAGUUUCAAGCUCAGAUUUUAGAUUUAUAUUAACGAAGAUUGUUGAUAAAAGAUUGAUGAAUCCAUUAGAAAUCAUCCAAGUUUUAACUGAGAAUCAGAAUGAUUAUGUCACAUUAGGUUUGAUAAAAGAUUUCUUAAUCGAUUACUUUGAUUCUCAAAAUAAAGAAAUUUCAAAUAAUUCCAAAUUAAUUGAAUAUUAUGAGAGUGAAUCUACAAAGAAUAGUCAUAAAUUAACAGAAUUAUUAUCGAAGCCGUUUAUAAUCCAAAAUAACAAGUGUUCUUCGUGUCAUUUGAAAUUGGAUUUCCCAGUUAUUCACUUCAAAUGUAAACAUUCUUACCAUCAAAAAUGUCUAAAUGAUAACAUUAUCGUAUCCCUUUCCAACGACAGUAGUAAUGGACAUGAUAAUUCAGAUGAAAGAAGAUGCCCCAUUUGUAGCAGUGAAUUGGAAGAAAUCAGGUCAGUCAGAAAUCAACAAUUUAAAUCAAAGGAAAACUUUGGGGCUUUUGAAGGGGCUUUGGAAGAAAGUACCGAUAAGUUUAAAUUCGUUACAGAAUAUUUGGGAAGAGGUGUUAUGGAAAAUGAAUCGAUUGUCCUUACAAAUGACUGAAACAUCAAUUUCUUUUUUUUAUGUGCGGUGCGCAUUAGGAUUUUUUUUUUGCAACACUUUUCUUGUGAUGCUUGAAACAUGCACUAUAAGAUUUGAAACUAC